UUACUCCAAGCAACCAGAGAUGGGAAAAACACAACUUUUACAUGUACAAGUAUAUUCACUUUUGAGAUUUACACUUUAACUAAUGUAAAAUCAUUGUCAUCUCCUAGUUUGGCUGGUGCAUCGAGUAAGGCGGGAAGAGAACCUGGAGGAUCACCUGGCACCUGUCAUUGCUAAUGCGUUGCCAACUAUGCACUAAAUGCAAUUUUUAGAUCUCAGAAAACGUUUUACGAAUUAGAAAAACUACCCAAAGUGCCAUCACUAGCAGAGACGCCAGCUUUUGUUGUGGAUCUGGUUGCCAUGGAAUCUGCGUGUAAACAACGCACCUGCAUUUAGGAAUUUUUAACAACUAUGCAGGAUUAACCAAUUCGGCUUGUGCAAUAAUGAGGGGUGUUCUUAAAUGGCUAGAACGCAUCGAGUUUCCUAACAGCAAAGAAAACGAGAUCAGUGUCCACAAUGUUUGCUACGCCCCCGAUGGUAGUCAAUUGGUGGUGGCUGCGGGGGAUCGGUUGCUCAUCUACGAUCCCAACGAUGGGUCCUUGCUUAACACCUUGAAAGCCCAUAAGGACACUGUCAAUUGUGUGGCCUACUCAAAAGAUGGCAAGAGAUUUGCCAGCGGAGCCUCCGAUAAAAUGGUCAUCGUGUGGUCUCCACAGCUUGAGGGACUGCUGAAGUAUUCGCAUGGCGACUCCAUUCAAUGCAUGAGCUUCAAUCCGGUUUCACACCACCUGGCUUCAUGUUCCCUAUCGGACUUCGCAUUCUGGUCGGCGGAUCAAAAGGCGGUGCAGAAAUACAAAAUAUCCGCCCGAGUUAAUGGGUGCUCCUGGACAAACGACGGUCAGUAUCUUAUACUGGGCCUGGCCAAUGGCACCAUAUCCAUUAGGAACAAGUUGGGCGAAGAAAAGGGACGCAUCGAUCGACCCGGUGGCCCCAACAGCAACGUCUUUAGUGUACAGUGCUGUCCGGCUAGUGGUCCGGGCAGUGUGGACACCAUUGGCGUGGUGGAUUGGGGUCAGACGUUGUCCUUUCAUACCUUAAGUGGUCAGAUGAUUGGCAAGGAGCGAACUCUGGGCUUCGAUCCUUUGUGUCUCCAGUACUUCCCCAAUGGUGAGUUUUGUUUGGUGGGUGGCUGCACUGGGGGACUCCAUUUCUUUACUAGGGAGGGAAUUCGGUUGGGCACGUUGGGCGACAGUUUCGACACCUGGAUCUGGACAGUAGCCCUACAUCCGAACGGUCAGUCCUAUACUAUUGGUUGCCAGGACGGAACCCUUGCCUGCUUUAAUAUUGCUUCGAGUACCGUGCACGCCCUAUACCGAGAGCGGUAUGCCUUCCGGGAAAACAUGUGUGACGUGAUCAUCCAGCACCUGAUCUCUGGCCAAAAGGUACGGAUCAAGUGUCGGGAUUUGGUACAGAAGAUAGCCAUCUAUCGGAAUCGAUUGGCGGUUCAGCUGCCGGAGCGUGUUGUUCUCUAUGAACUGAGCUCCGGCGAGGACCAGCCCAUGCAUUAUAAAGUGCGCGAGAAGAUCCAGCAAAAGUUUGACUGCAGCUUGCUGGUGGUCUGUGGCCGUCAUAUAGUCCUAUGUCAAGAGAAGCGACUGCAAUGCUUGGACUUUAUGGGUGUCUUGCAGCGAGAGUGGAUAAUGGACUCGUUUAUCCGAUAUAUUAAAGUCACUGGAGGUCCGGUUGGCCGGGAAGGACUCAUGGUGGGCUUAAAGAACGGCCAAGUGUUCCGUAUCUUUCUGAACAACUCGCUGCCUCUACUUAUAACAACUGCUGUAUCUGCUGUUCGGUGCCUGGAUAUAAAUUCAAAGCGUAGCAAAAUCGCUGUUGUGGACGACGUGGGACGUCUUGUAGUGCGCGACAUUAUCAAUGAUACGAUUUUGUACCAAGAUACGGGUGUGAACAGCGUUACCUGGAACACACAUCUGGACUCAAUGCUCUGCUAUACCCAUUCCACGGGCGGAUUAAGUGUUAGAGUGGGAAAUCUGCCACCAAGGGCUCCACAAAAUAUGCAUGGCGUAGUGGUCGGACUUUGUGGAGCGACAGCCUUCUGCCUGCGCGGAAAUAUCAUGCAUAAUACGCCAUUGGCUCUUGGUUCCACAAUGUGGCAGUUUAUCGAAGCUGGAUUGUUUGAGGAAGCUUACCAAGUAGCUUGUCUGGGUGUGACCACUAGUGACUGGGAGGGUUUAGCUCAAUCUGCUUUGGAGGCACUACACAUUAAUAUUGCACGCGAUGCCUACGUUAAAGUGAGAAACCUUCCCUGGCUCAAGCUGAUCGGUGAACUUCGAGAUCAGCAACAGCGAUCGGUUGUCCCCAAGGAGGUUCUACUGGCGGAAAACUGUGCCUUUGCCGGAAAGUUUAAGGAGGCAGCUCGCCUAUUUCUUAAAUGCGGCCAGUCAUCAAGAUCACUUGAAAUGUAUACAGACCUACGGAUGUUCGACCUGGCUCAGGAAUAUAUAAAGGACGGCACUGCACAGGAAAAGAAAGAACUAGUGCGCAAGAGAGCGGAAUGGGCAUAUUCGGUUAAGGAGCCACGAGCUGCUGCUGAACUUUUGCUCUCGGCUGGAGAAAACCAGAAGGCUAUUGACAUUGUUGCAGAGCAGGGAUGGGCCGAUGUUUUAUUUGACAUCGGACGUCGACUGAGUCUUUCAGAACGCGAUGCCUUAGAGUCAGUGGCUCAAAAUCUAAAGACCCUUAAAGCUCUACCCCUAGCUGCAGAGAUAUUCAAGAAGCUCGGGGACGAAGCCCAAGUAGUGCAGUUGCAUAUCGAGGUACGGGAUUGGCCCGAGGCUUUUCGCCUGGCGGAAUCCUUGCCAGAACUGUUACCAACAGUGCACUACCAGCAUGGCCAAUGGCUGGCCGAAACGGAUCAGUUUAUAGAGGCACAUCAGGCUUAUUUAAAAGCAGGACGCACCAAGGAAGCCAAUCGUUUACUAAAGCAACUGAGCAAUACUGCCAUCUUGGAGGAACGGUAUUUGGAUGCCAGCUACUUCUAUUGGCUGCUGGCAAAGCAAUAUUUAGAUGUUUAUCAUGCCAAGGAAGAACAAAAUCCCAUUGAUCACCACCUGACAGAGUACAAAAAUCAUUUACGUAUUGCAAAGGUCUAUUAUGCCUACAGCGUAAUAUAUUAUUAUAUGAAAGAACCUUUUACCACCCAUUCUCCAGUGAGUCUUUUUAACGUGAGCCGCUUUAUACUAAACGAAGUUGAGCAAAAGGGUGUCCCCAAAGGUGUAAGCAUGUUUUCGGUUCUUUUUACCCUGGCCAAGCAAGCAAAGUUUUUGCAGGCCAAUAAGUUGUGCCUUCUUAUUAACAAGAGAUUGCAGUCUUUAAAGCCACCAGCUGGAGUCCAAGAGCAGAUUGAUCUCAAUUUUCUAAAUAGCAAAGCGUGCAAGAGUGGCUUCAACGAUCCCGAGGAGCUUUUGCCACUUUGCUACAAGUGUUCCAAUUAUAGUCAACAUUUGAAUAACAAUUGUUGUCCCACCUGCCGGCAGGAUUACAUUUUCUCAUUCGUUUCCUUUGAAAUUUUACCCUUAGUACAAUUUUAUCCCGAAGUGGAUAUAUCAGAUGCCGAAGCAGAGCGUUUGUUGUUGGCUCCUGCAAAACAUGCAGAGGACACUGAUCCAUUUAAUGAGGAGGUAGCUAGUGCCUUGCCAUUGAGCUUGGAUCGAAAUGGCCUGCGUGCCAUAGAUCCAAAUCAUGUUCUGAUACUAAAAAGAAGGGGAAAAAAUGUCCGGAAUGUCUACUAUCGCAAUAUAUUGCCCGAUCUACAGGUUACCUAUUGCCCGCAAUGUCUGCUGGUGAGUUUAAACAGAAUCCAAUAUUUGAAUUUUAAUUUACAUGUAAUCUUUAUCAGCUAUUCUACGCCGAAGACUUUGAGCUGCAGGUUCUACAGAAAGGUUACUGUCCUUUUUGUCACACAUCCUCGGAGAAGUUGUUGGAAGACUUUUGAAAUAGCCCUAUAUAGUGUGUAAUACAAUAUAAUUUCCGUCCAAAACUGUACAAAUAGGAACUAUACAAAAAUAAGAAAGGUUUUAUGCCCAGGUUUCCUCCUGA
Molecule: messenger RNA, 4050 nt
Organism: Drosophila eugracilis
Lineage: Eukaryota; Metazoa; Arthropoda; Insecta; Diptera; Drosophilidae
Gene: Oseg1
Product: intraflagellar transport protein 122 homolog
Exons: 10
Coding region: 381-3968 (1195 amino acids)
Biological process (GO): non-motile cilium assembly; protein localization to cilium; intraciliary retrograde transport
Cellular component (GO): non-motile cilium; intraciliary transport particle A
Molecular function (GO): protein binding
Source: RefSeq, a predicted model, not a curated record